ACGUCACUGAACGCGGAAGUGGACGCUUUGGUGGAAACAAAUGUAAACAUUUUGCUCUGGAAACUAGAGGUUGCUAAGAAACCUGGUGUAUUGUACACUAAAAUUUAGUUUUCUUUAGUCACUAGACACUCUAGGCUUCUAACCGGAGGGCUGUUAUAAGUAUUUAAAAAAUCAUUUUGUGUGUAAAACCUCUAACAGCGCGAAAUAGACCUCGUUUCCUGAGAACAAUGUCUUCUGUCGAUAUCCAUUCCCAGUUAGCGUCCAUAAUAGAAAGGUUCGCCAAAGGGGCACUGGUAGAGAUGACGAAAAUCAUAGACAAGGACUCGGCACUUUUACGCGCGGAGAUAGCGCGGAGACAAAUGGAGGUCGAGGCGCUUUUGUGUAAACUGCAGUUCGCUGAGAGUGAGCUGAGAUCGGCGCGCCAGGCUGCAGCUACCCGCCAGUCCGCUGCUAACCGCCGCUCUGUAGCUGUACAAGUUACCAUCACGGCUGCACUGCAAGACCCUAAUGACACUCACACAGACGCGCACAUGGAUGCUUCUUCUAAUGCAAAGGAGGACAGAGCAGAAGCAUUUCAGGUUAAAGAGGAGAGAACCGAGUUGAAGCCUUGGGACAAUGCAGAUGAGAUCGAGGAGACUCGUGUGUGCUGGGAGGAGGAGCGCCAUGCAUCCAACACAUCAGGAGAAGGUCUUCAGGAAGCCAAACCCGGUGUUCUUUGGGACUCCCCUGAGUUAGAGGACUUCAACAUGAGACCUGAGGCAUCACAAGACACUACUAAUGCAGAUCACGGGCAUCACAGCACAAAUGCAUCCCCAAACCCAAGAGAAGAAAACAACAUUCACUUUCAGUAUCAGCAAACCACAGACUGCGAUGCAGCUCAACACAGACUCAAUCGCUACACUAACACUAACUCCAACACUACAGCACAUCCUCCGGCCAUCGAGCACAGAGGUGACGGCGUGGGGGUGGGGGAGAAGAGUUCACGCUGCGCUCAGUGCGGUAAAACCUUCACUACACGCUUCUACCUGAAAAUCCAUCAACGCAUCCACACAGGAGAGAGGCCCUACACGUGCCUACAGUGCGGCAAGCGCUUCUACUGCAACUCCCACCUCAUUUCUCAUCAGCGCUGCCACACGGGAGAGAAGCCUUACAGCUGCGAGGAAUGCGGCAAGUCGUACUCCCAUUUAAACUCGCUGAAACUGCACCAGCGCAGCCACACAGAGGAAGAGGUCUGCAACUACUGGUGACUUAGAAAUCCAAAUCUGGCCUUAUUGGAUUGUAUCUCUUAACUGAUAUACGAAAUGUAACACGCACAAUAUUCCUAAUGUGGACAAUGUCUUACCUUGACUUCUGACCUCUAUCUGCUAUCUGAAGCAAAUGGGCAGUUUUAUAGGUCGAGAAUUCGCUGCCUAGAACCAUAAAACAACAUGUGAAAAGUUUAGGCAAGAAUCACAUGUUACAAAGCUUAAUCUUCAGUAAUGUUUUAUCUUCCAAUUUUAAUUGAAUUUAUUCAAUUAGCCAACACGUGUCUGGUGUCUUAAGUUUGCUUCUCUGUUUUAUUUUUCAUUCAUUUCCAUUUUAAUAUAGAUUACAAGUACAGGAAGUUUUUAUCCAGCAGUUUAGCACUGUGUAAACUGAAUGUUUAACUCAUCACAAACAUCUUAAAAGACACUUUCCGAAAGCCUUCCUUGUCACUGGAAUUUGUACUUUUAUUACAUAUUUUUACCUUUUAAAGCUUUACUUUGCACAUGAAUUAUGUAAUGGGCCUAAAAUCAUAUUUAAAGCUACAUUAUAUCAAAUGAUAUAUACCAUCCCAGUGACAAGAGAAUGUGCUGAAACAGAGAGCGCUGAGAAAGGAAGUGAUUCGGUUUUGAGGUGGCUGCUACCACGGUUUAUUGUAUUUUAACAUCCGCUUGUCCAUUCUUAUAGGCAACAGCAUCAGAAACCACAUAAAGAUGUUUCGUUUUCUGAAAAACAAACACCGUUUGAGACGCAUGUGUGAUGAUUCAGGCAAGCAGAUUGAACUGUGCUAAACUGCUAGCUACAAGCUUUCACUUGUACGUUAGUUACAUUAGACUCGUAGCCCCUGUCACUAAACGUGUCUUCUACAUUUUAUUUUGAUUGGACUGUUGAAGCAGUUGUUACUUCAUAAAUAUUUACUACUGUCAAAAUAUUUCAAUACAUGAUACAUGCAAAGGUUGGUUUGGUGUCAUGAAUAUGUUGAAUGCAAUGUAGCAUAUAAUUAUUGUCUUUUUUUUUAUUAUUAUUAUUUUUUAUUUCGUUUUCAUUCAUGUCAUUUAUAAUGAACUAGAAAGCCUCGCAAACUUUAACCUAAAAGGUUGGAGGAAGGAUUUUUAUUCAAUUUUAAACUUGUCCACAAUUAAACAGAGUCUUUAUGCAGUUGUUGCAUAAUGACUAAUUAUUUUCACUUUUUUUUAUAAUAAAAACCGGUUUAUGGUG
Molecule: messenger RNA, 2460 nt
Organism: Hemibagrus wyckioides
Lineage: Eukaryota; Metazoa; Chordata; Actinopteri; Siluriformes; Bagridae
Product: zinc finger protein 157
Exons: 5
Coding region: 228-1247 (339 amino acids)
Biological process (GO): regulation of transcription by RNA polymerase II
Molecular function (GO): DNA-binding transcription factor activity; RNA polymerase II cis-regulatory region sequence-specific DNA binding
Source: RefSeq, a predicted model, not a curated record